AAUGAAUGACAUUCUGUCCUAAAAAUGGCUGACAUGUGUCACUGAAACGUAUAUAAAUCAAGCGUUUGUUGUUUACGAAAAAUAUCGUCAGUCCUUGUAAAAAACUAUCUCUAAACAGAUCGAAAAUGGUAUCGCAAGCUCCACGAAUACCCGUAUCACAACUGCUAACAGAUGCGUCCAAUGAUGAAGAGCCGAAGAAGAAAUCCCGUGAAGAUUGGCGAAGGCAAAAGGAACUUGAGGAAGCACGAAAAAAUGGUACGUUUCCAGCUGAAGUCGACGAAGAAGGCAAGGACAUAAAUCCCCAUAUUCCGCAAUACAUUUCCAAUGCUCCGUGGUAUUAUGGAACCAAUGGCCCAACAUUAAAACAUCAACGGCCACAACAUGAAGAAAAAGAUGAAUUUUCGGCAAUUAGUGAAUGGUACAAGCGCGGUGUGGAUACAAGCAAGGUGGUGACGAAAUUUCGCAAAGGAUCUUGUGAAAACUGUGGCGCAAUGACACAUAAAAAGGUUGAUUGUAUGGAGAGGCCGAGAAAGAUUGGCGCUAAAUAUUCCGGGGCAUUGAUGGCCUACGAUGAAUUCGUUCAACCAAAAAUUGUGUCCGAUUACGAUGGGAAACGUGAUCGUUGGGCUGGCUACGAUCCGGCCGCACACAAGGAAAUCAUUGAAGAAUAUAAGAAAGUGGAAGAGGCAAAGCAGCAAAUCAAAGCGGACAAACUGAAAAACAAUCCAGACGCAGAACUUUCCGAUGAGGAUGAAGAAGAGGAUGAGGACAAAUAUGUGGACGAAGUCGACAUGCCUGGAACGAAAGUGGAUUCUAAGCAACGGAUUACAGUUCGAAAUCUACGUAUUCGUGAAGACACUGCAAAGUAUCUGCGGAAUUUGGAUCCGAAUUCAGCGUACUAUGACCCGAAAACCCGGUCGAUGAGAGACAAUCCGAAUCCGAAAGUAAAACCCGGCGAUUCGGAUUUUGCUGGUGAAAAUUUUGUUCGAUUUUCUGGUGACACGAAAAAGCAUUCGGUUGCUCAAAUAUUCGCGUGGGAAGCUUACGGUAAAGGCGUCGAUGUACAUUUACUGGCCGAACCAACAAAACUGGAAAUGCUCCAGCAUGAAUAUGAGAAAAAGAAGGAGGAGUUCAAGUCAGCAACGAAAGACACAAUUUUGGAUAAGUACGGCGGUGAAGAACAUUUAAAGGCUCCACCAAAGUCAUUACUGCUCGCUCAAACAGAGGAAUACGUUGAAUAUUCACGAAGUGGUAAGGUGUUAAAGGGACAAGAGAAGCACACAAAUCGUAGUAUCUACGAAGAGGACGUUUUCAUCAACAACCAUACGACAGUUUUCGGAUCGUUUUGGACGAACGGAAAUUGGGGAUUCAAAUGCUGCCACUCAUUCAUCAAAAACUCCUACUGCGUCGGGGAAUCCGGUAAAAAUCAAGUAAUUGAAACAGAAAGCAUCAAUCACAUCCCGAACAUUCAGAUUCAGUCUGCCGACGAGGAAAGUUCCGAUGAACAGGUCAAUUCAUCUGCUGCAAGCGAAAUGGCUUCGACAUCGUCCAAAAAGAAGAAAAACAAAAAGAAUAAAAAGAAGAAGAAGAAGUCUAAGUCUAAAGAUGUAGAUUCGUUGGAAAAAGCAUUGGACGCAGAAGAGAAACACUUGGAGAAAGUGUCAGAAUUGCUGAGUAUGGAUGAAAGAAAGCGACCAUAUAACAGUAUGUUUGAUGUUAAACAACCCACGGAACAUGAGGUGGAAGCAUAUUUGAUGAAGAGGCGAAGAGAUGAUGAUCCAAUGUUGCAAUUUAUGGAUAAAUAAACUGAAGUCGAAGA
Messenger RNA from Bradysia coprophila, 1819 nucleotides. RefSeq names its product Pre-mRNA-splicing factor Slu7 (gene Slu7). Gene Ontology annotation, biological process: mRNA splicing, via spliceosome. Gene Ontology annotation, molecular function: pre-mRNA 3'-splice site binding. Lineage: Eukaryota; Metazoa; Arthropoda; Insecta; Diptera; Sciaridae. Gene Ontology annotation, cellular component: spliceosomal complex. The record is from RefSeq and is a predicted model, not a curated record.